AUGUGUUUCAAAUUGUGCUACACUGUUAUUUUCGGAUUUUUCAUCAUUUGUGGGUUAUAUGGUUUACAGAGGAUUUGGAUGGUGAGGAUGGAACAAGACAACCUUUUGGCCGCUUCCGGCACCAGAUUCGUCUCUGAUGCUUUGAGCACUGUAUGGAUUCGAUUUGUAUCGGACAUUGACUCUUUGAAUGACGUUGAAGGCCACCAUCCUGAAUUUGCGCAUCAACACUUUGGCGAUAAUGAAACUAUCUAUGGUUAUGAAGACCUUGCUGUAAAUGUAUACUAUUCGGAUGCAACAAUGUAUGUAUAUCCACAGCUGUCUUUUUCCAAAGCCGUCUCUAGUGUUGAGAAAGAUAUGAAGGAGGAUGACGUCAUUGGCAAGCUAAGAGAACAACUACCUAGUGACCAGAUGAAUAUGAUGAUGGAUACUAAAGAACAAUUCCAAGUAAUGUUGGCAAAACAGAAGAACUUCAAGCCUUUUGGAGAGCUAAUCACAAAAUUUACUGCUAAAGAAAAAUUUUUUGAACUGUACAAAAUCACUGAAAGCUCACCGGAUUUUGACAACUACCUCGCUAGAGUACAGUCGCUUGCUUUGUGGUAUAUCGAUGCCGCUCAAUAUACUGAUAAUGCCGACCCGCUGUGGAUGCAUUACUUUUUGUUCGAAUCGAAGGCAAAUGAUGCAGGAGAUGGAUCACGUGUGUAUUCUCUUGCUGGAUAUGCUUCUUUGUACAAAUUCUAUGCCUAUCCGGAUAGGAUAAGGCCUCGGGUUGCUCAAAUCAUGCUUCUGCCGCCCUUUAGGAAGUGUGGCAUAGGCGCCAAACUCUUGGAUACCAUAUAUAAGGAUCUUUGUUCAAUGAAAGAAGUUUUAGAUAUCACAGCGGAAGAUCCCGCCGACAACUUUGUUUUCCUUCGAGAUUAUGUGGAUUGCAUCAACUGUUCCAAACUUCCUGAAUUUGCACCUGAAAAGCUGAAAGGUGGUUACACUUUCGAAAUGAAAGAAGCAGCCCAGAAGAAACUAAAAAUAAAUAAGCGCCAGUCUCGUCGUGUUUACGAAAUUCUACGUUUAAAAUCCACUAACAUGAAAAAUGCUGAUGAUGCAAAAGCGUACAGGUUGGAUGUUAAGAGAAGGUUGGAAGCUCCUAUGAAGAGGAACGAACGAGACUGGAGGAAAAUCCAGCGGGCAUUGGACGAUCAGGAAUACGCACAGGUUGCUGCUUCAUGCGUUAACGAAGAACAGAAGAUGCAACAGCUACAACAACUGUACGAGGCAGAAAUAGAUGCCUAUAAAAUUACCAUACAGAGAAUGAUUGUACAUCCGGAAAUAUAAUUCGCUGUGUAUAACAUUCUUGCUCUUCCCGUGACAUUAGUUUGAUCUCUACACUCUCUUCAGUUGCCUACUUUGUAUAAAAUUCGCAUGCUUUCAUGAGUUUUCGUGUUGUUAUGAGAAUUAGUUAAUAAAAGUUAAACUUUG
Molecule: messenger RNA, 1470 nt
Organism: Cylicocyclus nassatus
Lineage: Eukaryota; Metazoa; Nematoda; Chromadorea; Rhabditida; Strongylidae
Source: the annotation of a GenBank genome assembly